AACUGCCAGGCAGCCUUUGGUUUUGCAAACAUAGGCUCCCUCAAUUAUACCUUGGACACGUACUGCCUAAGCUGCGGUCACUUGCAACGCGCAUAUUGCACGUACACGGUGAGUACAAUCAAGACAAGAGAUGGCGGCGGCGGUUACCGGUCAUCGUCAGGCAAUCUGUCGCGCCCCCGGGAGAUGCAAGAGCCUCUUUACGGCUCUUCUUCUGCCCCUGAACCAGAAACGAACGCGAAGAGUGGCAUACCCCCCGCCAGACUCAAGGACUCUCAAUUGAGUACCAAUGAACGACCCCAAUCCGAGACAGGCCCUGAGGGCAGCACCUCAUCCACCAUUGAACCCUCAGUAUUCUCCGAAAAGAGCUUUUCCGGACAAGCUCCGGCCAAAUAUAGGGCGGCAGUGCCACAGCCUUCUCAAAUCGAGACGAGAAACGACAUUACUUCUAAAGUACUCCACGUGGCAAAUGACCCCAGCAAACAACAGUGGAGUGAAUCCAAGUCAUAUUCUACUAGCGUUCCUCAAGCACGCGCGAUCAAGCUCGACGAGCUAAGGGCUCGUCCUUCUUCGAAACUUAUAGAUCCGCAUGGGUAUCAGCAGAUAUCCGUGCCUACAGUACAGGCUUUCCAGACAACACGAACCUUGUGGCAGCAUCAUCGAAAUAUGAUCUCUGAUAGGCUUCAAAAUGAGCCAUCAGCGAGCCAUUGCCCAGGUCUCAUGGACAUGUUGUCACAGUCCCAAGCCGCCAUAGAUUUUGCGGCCCAGGCUGCCGGCCCAAAUGCCCAUACCGUUACCAGCAGGAGACCAAUCGAACAGGGUGGCGCGUCAGCAUCCAGCAGUAGCCAGGCCUCGACCAACACAGAGCUGCCACAAGCUGACUCCACAAAUUCGGGACCGCUUCGUCGGACGAAGAAGUUAACAGCGUUCUGCCCCCGCUCAUACCAACUGGAACUAAAGCGGUUUCUCCUGCUAUGUGUCAACACGGGUAGUCUUGGUGGAGUCCGUCACCGCAGGCUGGCCAGCGUAGAGGUCACUAACACUGAAUGUGGCGGGGAACCGUUCCAGAGUCUUCGCAACGCCUAUUACUCGUUGAGGAAGAGUACGUGGAACCCAUUCCUGGUUCCAAAGACAAUGCACUACGUCAAAUUCCAGCUUCUGUUUCUCCAAAGGUGA
Podospora pseudopauciseta is the source of this 1173-nucleotide messenger RNA. RefSeq lists its product as uncharacterized. The transcript has 4 exons. NCBI's taxonomy places the organism in Eukaryota, Fungi, Ascomycota, Sordariomycetes, Sordariales, Podosporaceae. The record is from RefSeq and is a predicted model, not a curated record. The annotation marks the transcript as partial.